Molecule: messenger RNA, 1256 nt
Organism: Gilbertella persicaria
Lineage: Eukaryota; Fungi; Mucoromycota; Mucoromycetes; Mucorales; Choanephoraceae
Product: t-SNARE
Exons: 6
Coding region: 117-1187 (356 amino acids)
Biological process (GO): exocytosis; vesicle fusion; intracellular protein transport
Cellular component (GO): SNARE complex; endomembrane system; plasma membrane
Molecular function (GO): SNAP receptor activity; SNARE binding
Source: RefSeq, a predicted model, not a curated record
CGUCGUUUUAAUUAUUUAUCUCUCUUGUUGACAAAACUUUUCCUCUUUCUUUUCUUUUAUACAUAUUCCCUUUCCUUUAUCAUAUCUUUCUUUUUUAUCUUCCUCUCCUUUAUACAAUGUCAGGUUCAAGAUUCACAAUGAGUCGAGAUCGUUUAGCCGAGCUUCGAGGUGCCAACAGCAAUGAAAAACGUUACGAUCGUCUCAGUGAUGAUGAUGAACCCGUGCCUCCCAUGCCAACAGGUAGAAAUGAUACUGGUUACCAUCCACCUACACCGCCAUCACCCGCAUACAACAAUACUGCUCGAGGAGACAGAUAUGCUGAAAGCAAAGAACAAUAUGAAAUGAGUCCACGUACUCAACCAGACGGUGUCAUUUCAACAGAUCAAUUCUUCCAAGAAGUAGAAGAAGUAAAAGAGCUGAACAAAAGAAUUCUUGACAAUAUCUUACUUAUUGAAGAACUUCAUGGGACAGCGCUGACAAACAUCAAUGACGAACAAACAGAAGAAAAUGCAUACCGACUAGAAAAAGUAGUGAAGCAGACUACAAAGCUAAAUAAUGAGUGUAAGAACAAGAUCAAGGCUAUUGAGCUCAGUAAUGCUCGUAUGCCUGCUAGCUCAGGCGAUUUGCCUAUGCGUAAAACACAGCAUGCUGCAUUAAAAAAGAAGUUUAUUGAGACUAUUCAAAGAUAUCAGGAUAUCGAGAGAACGUUCCAACAGAAAUACAGACAGCGGGUGGAAAGACAAAUCAAAAUUGUCCAGCCUGAUGCUACACCCGACGAAAUUGAGCGAGUUUUGGAUUCAGAUGAACCACCUCAGAUUUUUGCCCAGUCUUUAAUGCAAUCCAAUCGAUCCGGGCAAGCCAAGGCUGUUUUGUCUGAAGUGCAGUCCCGCCAUGAUGAUAUCAAAAAGAUUGAAAAGACAAUUUUAGAACUACAUCAAUUAUUUGUGGACAUGCAAAUGAUGGUAGAACAACAAGCUGAGACAUUAAAUCAAAUUGAGCAACAUGCAGAAGCUACUGUGGUUGAUUUGGAGCAAGGUAACAAGGAUAUUGACAGGGCAAUUGUCAUUUCCAAAAGCACACGUGCUAAAAAAUGGAUCUGUUUUAUUAUUUUUAUCAUUCUUCUGGUUAUUGCUGGUAUUUUGAUUUGGUGGUUUGGCUUCAACCAUGCUGGCAUCAACACUUCUUAAAUGUAGUACUUGUAAUACACUCAAAUAAACGUUCACAUGUAAAAGAACGUUUUCUUUUUCUAUAUUAUG